Messenger RNA from Ostrea edulis (European flat oyster), 847 nucleotides. Its product is annotated as scavenger receptor class F member 2-like. Bases 490 to 807 code for a protein of 105 amino acids. The transcript has 3 exons. Gene Ontology annotation, molecular function: scavenger receptor activity. The record is from RefSeq and is a predicted model, not a curated record. Lineage: Eukaryota; Metazoa; Mollusca; Bivalvia; Ostreida; Ostreidae.
UCAGCGAGGGGUUUUGAUUGGGUCAUGGUUUUAUCGGAUAUCAAGCUACUCUGGUUUACAUGGACUUCGUGCUGGCAGAAUUGUGCUAAAAUCCUGUUGUUGAUUCUUUCAUUCGCCAGGGUAUGUGACCAAUAAUUGUGCCCCUGCUAUUGUAUCAUUGUUCUGAGCUUUCUACAUCAUGUCCUGUUGAAAAAGUAUAUGUCAUUUAAACAUGUACUCCAACGAUAUUUUUCUUCAUGGUCAGAAACGAUGUCAAUUAUAGUAUCAUCUCGUUGUUAACUUACUCUACAAAUAACGAAAACGAAAACAGAACUGUGUCAAGAACAUCUUUCAUAACCGCGUCUGAGAACAAUUAUGUUUCCUCAACACUUAGGAAACUAAAGAGGACGAGAAGUACUAUAUACUAAUAAUGAAAACGAUUCAAAGUUUUCAGAAUGGAAAUGAAAUAAACCUUUGUGUUGUGAUAUAGCCAUCUUAGAGUGCGGAAAGAUGAAGUUUGAUAUAUUUUACGUGUUUUAUAUUCAGAUUGGAAAUAUCAUUUAUGCACAGUCUUACGCCUGUGAGAAAGGAUUCUACGGCCCUAACUGUACUCGUGGCUGUGGACAUUGUAAAGGGAAGGCUAAAUGUGAUCACGUGAAUGGUUCUUGUCCUUCACGAAAGUGUAAACCAGGAUGGAAGCAGACAUCAGAUCGGAAAUGUGAUCAAGCCUGUGAGAAAGGAUUCUACGGCCCUAACUGUACCCAUGACUGUGGACAUUGUAAAGUGAAGGCUAAAUGUGAUCACGUGAAUGGUUCCUGUCCGUCAUGAGAGUGUAAACCUGGAUGGAAGCAGACAUCAGAUCGGAAAU